This is a messenger RNA of Capronia coronata CBS 617.96, 1110 nucleotides long. RefSeq lists its product as uncharacterized. Lineage: Eukaryota; Fungi; Ascomycota; Eurotiomycetes; Chaetothyriales; Herpotrichiellaceae. The transcript is spliced from 2 exons. Gene Ontology annotation, molecular function: oxidoreductase activity, acting on NAD(P)H. The coding region runs from base 1 to 1110 and encodes 369 amino acids. The record is from RefSeq and is a predicted model, not a curated record.
AUGAAAGCCGUAAUUUGGAACGGCACCGCAGCCGAACUAGUCACAGACAAACGGCCGCCGCGCCUCCGGCCCGACUACGUCUUGAUAUCCACGGUCGCCGUGGCGCUGAACCCGACUGACACCAAGGCGAUCUCGCAAGGCCGCGCCGCAAAGGACGGGCUGUGCGGGAGCGACUUUUCCGGGGUGGUGCUCGAGGUCGGCGCGCAGGUCACCAAGCCGUUCAAGAAGGGGGAUCGCGUUUUCGGGUUCGCGCAUGGCGCCAAUUCCAACGAGGCUGAGGACGGGGCGUGGGCUGAGGUCAUUGCUGCAAAAGGUGAUUGUCUGAUGAAGAUGCCCGACAGUGGCAGCAACGGCAAUGGUAGGGUCGACGGGGACUGGGGGUUUGAAGGUGCGGCCACUGCAGGGGCAAGUGUCUUCACAAGCGGGCAGGGCUUGUUUCUACACAUGAAGCUGAGGUUGCCGGAUCCGAUGGGGUUGACUGUCGCUGCCGCCGACACCGAGCCAGCAAAGGAGUAUAUCUUGGUCUAUGGCGGGAGUUCCUCGGCGGGGACUCUGGCAAUCCAGUAUCUGACGCUAGCCGGGUACACUGUCGUGGCGACGUGCUCGCCUCGCAACUUUGAACUUUGCAAGUCCCGUGGCGCCGAGGCCGUCUUCGACUACCGGGACCCCGACUGCGGCAAGAAGAUCCACUCGUACACGCACGGCCAACUGAAACUGAUCUGGGACACGAUCGGCUCCGACGACGGCGUGCGGAUCUGCGUGGACGCCAUGUCCACCGAGCCCGGGACUGACAAGCGCUACGGCACCAUUCUGUUCAACGACUUCCCGCGCUCAGACGUGAAGCACAGCUUCAGCGUGCUCCACCGGUUUGCAGGCGAGGCCUUCGACAAGUUCGGCCAGCACUAUCCCGCGAGCCAGGACGAGUUCGAGUUCGCAAAGAUGUUCAGCAGCUUGACUGAGACCUUGGUCGCCCAGGCGAAGCUGCAGUCGCAUCCCGUCAGACUCGUGCCCGCGGGCUUGAAGGGAAUGUUGGAUGAAGGCGUGUCGCUCGCGCAGAAUGGAGGCGUCAGCGGGGUCAAAAUCGUCGCCAGGGUUGCGGAUACUCCUUGA